Messenger RNA from Astyanax mexicanus (Mexican tetra), 8187 nucleotides. RefSeq names its product multiple PDZ domain protein. Gene Ontology annotation, molecular function: protein binding. Lineage: Eukaryota; Metazoa; Chordata; Actinopteri; Characiformes; Acestrorhamphidae. The record is from RefSeq and is a predicted model, not a curated record. Bases 159 to 6419 code for a protein of 2086 amino acids. The transcript has 50 exons.
GUCUGAACGACUCGUUGGUAAAUUCCCGUCACUAACGCUAGGUAUUCCGUUAAACGGGAGAAAGAGGGACGGUCCCGUAACGAGAUUACACACGGGACCUAAACUGGAUGAGUAUAUUCUGUCUAAUAAUCAGUGCAAACUGAAGACUGGAAAAAAAGAUGAUUGAAACGAUGGAUACCCAGCGCUGUCUGCAGGCAGUGGAGCGACUGCAGGCUCGCCUGAAGGAGAGGGGGGGUGACGUGCCCUCUGAUGAGAAACUAAGCCUGCUCAAAUCUGUCCUGCAGAGUCCUCUGUUCCACCAGAUCCUCACACUGCAGAAAUCCGUUCAGCACCUGAAGGAACAGGCUCCAUGUGGAAACUCAGAUUUUAAUGGAGGAUAUGUUGACUCGUCUCAGAUUAACGGACAGGUCUCACCGGAGGAGCAUGAGCGCAUCAUUCGGGCCAUGGCUCAGGGUCGGUACGUAACUCAUAUUGAGCUGGUGAAGCCGGUGUCAGGUGGCUUGGGUUUCAGCGUGGUGGGGCUGCGUAAUGAGAACCAAGGAGAACUGGGUAUUUUCGUGCAGGAAAUACAGACUGGAAGUGUUGCACACUGUGAUGGUAAGCUGAAGGAAGGAGAUCAGAUCCUGGUGAUAAACGGACAACCUCUGGACCAGAACAUCACCCACCAGCAGGCAGUGACUCUGCUACAGAGGGCUUCUGAGCACGUGCAGAUCAUAGUGGCCAGAGGACCUGUUCCUCAGCUGUCCAGUCCCGUGGUAUCCAGAACACCCAGUGCCGCCAGCACAUUGUCGGCACAUUCUAGUGCGACACACUGUACCCAGGUGGAGACUAUAGAGCUGGUGAACGAUGGCAGUGGACUGGGUUUCGGCAUUGUUGGGGGUAAAACCACUGGAGUCAUUGUAAAAACCAUCCUACCUGGAGGUAUCGCAGACCAGGAUGGUCGCUUAAAGAGUGGUGAUCAUAUCUUGCGUAUUGGUGAGACUGAUCUGUACGGUUUGGGCAGUGACCAGGUCGCUCAGGUGCUGCGACAGUGUGGCAACAGAGUUAAACUGGUCAUCAGCCGAGCAACUGUGGAUGAUACCUCCACUCUCCCUUCAACCUUACCAACAGUUACCGAGCAACAGGGUCAUGAAGAAGAAGAAGAAGAGCAUGGUGCGUUUGAUGUCAGCUUGACGAAGAACGCUCAGGGUCUCGGCAUUACCAUCGCAGGAUACAUAGGAGACAAAAAUUCUGAACCCUCUGGGAUAUUCGUGAAGAGCAUUACCACUGGAAGUGCUGUGGAGCAAGAUGGCCGCAUUCAUGUGGGAGACCAGAUCAUAGCUGUUGAUGGUUUGGACAUACAGGGCUUCACUAAUCAGCAGGCAGUCGAGGUGCUACGACACACCGGCCAAACGGUCCACCUCAAACUUGUCCGUCGUGGGUUCAUGCCAGAAGAAACUCCCCCGCCAGUCGUGUGUGUCGUCACAGAAACUAAACCCCCAAUCUUAUCUCUGGAUUCAACAUUGGAGCGUGUUGCCAUGGACACUUCACACGAAGAGAAGCUUAAUGUGGAUACAUCAGAAACUUCCAGAAACACAGCUACUGCUGCCCCUCCGUGCACUCCUGAGCGGAAGAAUGGCAUCAAACUAAGCAUAGAAGAGGAAGAGGAGCUGACGGAGAAAUGGCAGAAUACUCUCGGCCCCAGUAACGAAGUCAUCGUUGUACAGGUAGAGAAAUUUAGUGAGAGCAGUGGUUUGGGAAUCAGUCUGGAAGCAAGUGGUGGUCACCACUACAUACGAUCAGUAUUACCCGAGGGACCAGUUGGACGCUCUGGAAAACUCUACAGUGGAGAUGAAUUGCUGGAGGUGAAUGGCAUAUCUCUAAGAGGUGAGACCCAUAAGGAGGUUGUGAGCAUUCUAAAGGAGCUUCCAGUUUGUGUGUGCAUGACCUGCUGUAGGCCCGCCCCCUUGCCUCCAACUGACAGCCAAGCUGGCCAAUCAGGACUAGAAGAUGUGGCUAUAGAAACCACAGAAAAUGUUCUGGGAGAGGUUGAGGACUUCCUUGUAUCUGGCGAAUCGGAGAAGAGAGUGAGAGAUCAUGUGACGAAGGAGACGGCCGGAGCUCCGUUGGCGAUGUGGGAGUCAGAGAUUCAGAACAUUGAGCUGGAGAAAGGAGAGCGGGGGCUGGGCUUCAGUAUCCUGGACUAUCAGGACCCUGUAGACCCAGCCAAGACAGUAAUUGUGAUCCGGUCAUUGGUGCCUGAGGGUGUGGCUGAGAUGGAUGGACGUUUGUUGCCGGGAGACCGCUUGAUGUACGUAAACAACACCAACCUGGAGAGCGCCAGUCUGGAGGAGGCUGUGCAGGCACUGAAGGGGGCCAACCUGGGCACAGUCAGCAUCGGGGUGGCCAAGCCUCUUCCUAGCGAGGAUGAUGUUGCCUCUUCCUCAUCUAUCUUCUUGGCUUUGGUUCAAAAGGAGAGAGAUGAGCAUGAGGAUGAGGAAGAAGAAGUGAUGUUCCGUGCUGAACCAGCGCUGAUCGACUCUAGUGAUGUGGACUUGUCAGACGAGAAGGCAUUUGAUCGUCACUUUAACAAUGAAGAAGAUGACACAUUCCAGUCGUCCAUGAUUGCCCUCCACGGAAGCACCUGCAGCGCUGAUCUUACCUACCAGAUGAACAUGCAGGCCUCAACACCUCAGAGGAACACGUGCCUGGACUCGUUCAUGGACUAUCCCUUCAUGUCGCCUCCUGGAAUUGCAGAUGAAACUGAACCGUUUUCUCCUGAGGAAAACGCAGCCUCUCUAAGAUGUGAGGGAGGGGCUUUACGGCUUGGCUCCACCCGCUCAGAUCUCACAGUGGACCUCAGCUUAGAUGAAAUGGAGCCCGUGGAUCUGCUGUUAUCCACAACUGGAGUAUCGUCUAGGGUUAGCCCCACCUCUGCUUCUUGUAAAGAGGAGGAGCUUGUUAAGUCAUUAUAUACGGAGGUGGUGCCAGUCAUGCCUGAGCUCCGAGUUCCUAAAAGCAUUUACGUUGGGGAUUCUCAAGUGGAGGAGGAGGAUUUCCCCAUGGUCAAACCAGUGGAGGAACCUGAUCAACCAGACAUGACUCCUGGGAGCAAUUUUGAGAGGACCAUCACUGUCGUCAAGGGCAACUCCAGUUUAGGUAUGACAGUUAGCGCAGUGAAGGAUGGUGUCGGAAUGCUGAUCCGCAGUAUCAUUCACGGAGGGUCCAUAAGCAGAGACGGACGCUUAGGAGUUGGAGAUCUCAUACUGGCCAUCAACGGAGAACCAGCUGGAAAUCUGACCAAUGCACAGGCCCGAGCCAUGCUGCGCAGACACUCACUGAUUGGACCUGACAUGGGAUCUUCAGUUGCUCCAGAAGAGGAGCUCUGCCCCUUUUAUAUUAUCACCUAUGUACCAGCAGAGUAUUUAGAGGAAUACAGAGCUAGUAAACAAGCCAAGGAUGAACUCUUUGCCGUGGAUGCGUCUGCUACCCCGAGAUGUGUUGCAGAGCUUCCUGAAAGGGAAGAUGGAGAGGGGGAGGAGAGUGAACUGCAGACUGCAACAUUUAGCAACUGGAAUCAACCAAGAAAGGUGGAGCUGUACAGAGAAGCUGGAAAAUCAUUGGGCAUUAGCAUUGUGGGUGGGCGAGGCAUGGGCAGCCGCCUCAGCAAUGGGGAGGUGAUGCGGGGCAUUUUUAUUAAACACAUCCUAGAGGACAGUCCAGCAGGACGCAAUGGAACUCUGAAGACUGGAGACAGAAUUGUAGAGGUGGAUGGUGUAGAUCUGAGAGAUGCCAGUCAUGAGGAAGCGGUUGAGGCCAUCCGUAAAGCUGGGAAUCCUGUAGAGUUCCUGGUGCAAAGCAUCAUUAACAGACCCAGGAAGCCUCCUAUUCCCUUUCUGCAGCUAAACAGGAGAGAGCUGCUGCUUUGCUCUAACGUACCAGCCCGCUUUACACUCACCCCUCUGCAGACCUCGGCAACUGAUUCUGUGGAGGACAGGACUGCAUCUGACUCAAAGCCCAACAGUAACAAGGGUGUUGAGAGUCACAGUAGACUUUUCCUCCGUCUCUCCCCAACUAACCCUUUCACCCCUACUCCGUUUAAGCUAAAUCGGGAGCCAGAAAAGGUUUCCCCCACAACAUCCUUCCUUUCGUUGCCCGUGGUCCCGCAUGUGGGCGAGACGGACACGGACACGCUGACAGAAAUACCUGACCGGAUUACUCUUCCUCACGACUCCACUGAAGAAGAGGAGGAUGAGUUUGGCUACACUUGGAAGAAGGUUGUGGAGCGUUAUGGAAGUCUGCCAGGUGUGCUGCACAUGAUCGAGUUGGAGAAAGGAAGAAGUGGUCUGGGCCUUAGUCUGGCGGGAAAUCGGGACCGCUCACGCAUGAGUGUCUUCGUGGUGGGCAUUGACCCCAGUGGUGCAGCAGGGAGGGACGGACGCAUCGUUGUGGGAGACGAGCUGCUGGAGAUUAAUGGUCAGAUCCUGUACGGUCGCUCCCAUCAGAACGCCUCGUCCAUUAUCAAGAGCGCCCCAUCCAAAGUCAAGAUCAUUUUCAUCAGGAACACAGAUGCUCUGAGUCAGAUGGCUGUUGGCCCAAUGAAGGAGUUUGGAGACACCAUUGAUACACAGACAGAGCCUGAAACAUGCUCAUCUCUCAACCUGCCAUUGCCUGAUUUGGACAUGUCUAAAUGUGUUCAGCACAUAAUUCUACCAGUAGAGGAGAGUGGUGUAGGACUGCAUUUGGCUGAAGACAACAACGGGAACGGUGUCAUUGUGCAGAGCAUUAAAGAAGGACCAGCCUUAAAGGAGGGGAGCAUACAGCCUGGCGACAGACUGAUGGCAGUGGAUGAUGAAAUGCUGCUGGGUCUCUCUGCAGAAAAGGUGAUGUCCUUGCUGAACAGUGGGAAGAGCUCUGUGAAGCUCACCAUUUGUAGAGCCGACUCCACACCAGUCUUGAAUGCAUCCAAUCAAACAUGCAGAGACCUAGAGCCAGAAACCACAUCUUUAUCCAACAUGCUUCUGUUCUCUGUGACACCUCCCGAAACAGAGACAAUUAGAAGCUCGAGCAGAUCUUCAACUCCUGCAACCUUGGUGUCUGACCCUGUUACAUGCCCUAUAAUCCCUGGCUGUGAGACCACCAUAGAUAUCUCUAAAGGAAGAACAGGACUUGGCCUUAGCAUUGUUGGUGGCUGUGACACAUUGCUGGGUGCUAUAAUAAUUCAUGAGGUGUAUGAAGAAGGUGCUGCUGCUAAAGAUGGCAGGCUGUGGGCUGGUGACCAGAUUCUGGAGGUAAAUGGUAUAGACCUGCGUAUGGCCACCCAUGAUGAGGCCAUAAAUGUGCUGAGGCAGACUCCUCAGCGAGUGCGCCUGACUGUGUUCCGUGACGAAGGUCAGUAUAAGGAGGAGGAGCUGUGGGAUAUUUUCAACGUGGAACUACAGAAGAAACCUGGCCAGAGCCUUGGACUCAGUAUCGUCGGGAGAAGGAAUGACACAGGCGUGUUUGUGUCAGACAUUGUGAAAGGCGGAGUUGUGGAGAGUGAUGGACGCCUCAUGCAAGGAGAUCAGAUUCUGUCUGUUAAUGGAGAAGAUGUCCGAUCAGCAACACAGGAAUCUGUCGCAGCACUGCUGAAGUGUUGUGUUGGUCCAAUCAAAAUGGAGUUGGGGCGUUUUAAGGCGGGGCCAUUCCACUCAGAAAGACGCAUGUCUCAGGCCAGUCAGUUAAGUGAAAGUGGGAAUUGUAAAAUCACCCAGCAGUCUUUCAGCGGCUCCGGCAGCCUACAAGGAGACUUUGAGAUCCGCAGAAGUCAUGAAUCACUGGAACAAGAUAUUAGAACUGUUGAGCUGUGCAAGGGGCCAUCCGACUCCCUAGGCAUCAGUAUAGCAGGUGGUGUGGGAAGCCCUCUAGGAGAUGUGCCCAUUUUCAUUGCAAUGAUGAACCCUGCUGGAUUAGCUGCACAGACACAGAAACUCAGGGUUGGGGAUAGGAUUAUAUCUAUCUGUGGCACAUCUACAGAAGGCAUGGCUCAUAGCCAAGCAGUAUCACUACUGAAAAACACCACAGGAACCGUACAACUGCAGGUUGUGGCUGGUGAUACGACAGUGACUGGUCCUCCUCCGGAUCAAACCCCUGGACUCACCACAAGCAGUAUCUUCCAUGAUGACCUGGGUCCUCCACAGUGUAAGACGAUAAGCUUGGAAAGAGGGCUAGACGGUUUGGGCUUCAGUAUAGUAGGAGGCUUCGGGAGCCCCCAUGGUGACCUUCCCAUCUACGUCAAAACUGUGUUUGGAAAGGGGGCAGCAGCAGAGGAUGGACGCCUAAAACGGGGUGAUCAGAUUGUUGCUGUUAACGGUCAGAGUUUAGAGGGGGUUACACACGAGGAAGCUGUUGGCAUUCUGAAAAAAACCAAAGGCACCAUCACACUUACUGUACUUUCAUAGGAAGCGACACAUACACUAAACAAUACAAUUAUACAGCUUCAUAUACACUUCAAAACACACACACUUAAUUACAUGUAGUAUUUUUAAACUUUUUAAACACAUUUAUGCUUACUUUAAAUUCAUACAUACACAUUCACACCAUCACGAACACUCACACUGUAUGAAAUGGCCUAUGUUCUAUUACCUAGACUAGUAUUAGGUAUUGUUAUUUAGAAGAGAUCAAGCAAAGUCAUUGGUGAAACUGCCUCAGGCUGCCUACACACUGUGAUCUUUACCCAUUACAUUAUGGAAAUGUUCAUAACUCCAUGUGUUACUUUUAAUAUUACCGUUACACUGCUCAAAUGUAGCCCUUUGAAGUCAUGUAAUGUCAGGUAUAAGAGUUAUGGAAGAUUUCCUAACAUUUUGUUUCAAUACUACGAAUCUUUUAUUUCAUUACAACAUAUUUUCCUAAACCUGUGUGAAAAAUAACAGUAUACCUAGAUUUAGGUAGACUUCUCCCUAUCUUUUACUCAUGGCUCAGUAACAUCAGAAAAUUAUGACCACCUACUUGUUUUUCACUGUUGUCCAUUUUAUAAGUUCUACUCAUUAUAUAGAGCGCUUUGUAUUUCUUUACUCUAAUUGCAGACAGUGCAUACUUUAUCUCACCCUGUUAUUUAGUAUGGGCUAGUUAAAGGGCCCAUAUAAAAGCUUACUUUCCCAUAUCAACCUAUUCUGCUAAAAGGAGCUUAGUCACACCUCACUUACCAUUAGUUAUAAGGGGUGUUUCAAGUCAUACAUAAUAUAAUGUGUAAUAUCUCCAUUGUUAAUAAGAAACAAAACACAAAACCUCGUAGCCAAUCAGAACUUAAAUAUAUUAAAUAACAAUAUAUACUACAAAUUUUAAUGCAUUUAGAUGUAUAAAACGACACAAUUGUCAUAAGCUGACCUCAGGGACAAAAUUCUAUUAAAAGGUAAAUAGGAACUAUGGUCCUUAAAGUUAUUGUAGUUUGGUUAAGACUAGAUUAAAUUAGUUCUGCAUCAUUUCAUCACCAUUCAGUGAAAUAUCAGGUGAAGGUUAUGUGUUUUAUUUCUUAUUAACAACAGAGAUAUUACCCAUUAUAUUAUGUAUUUAUUAAUUUCAUAAAAUUGUUUUAGUGUAUUUUACUACUUUUAAACGUAGUUUAAUAAUAAACCUUUUUAUUUUUAUAGUAACUUUUUAACGAAUAGUUUCUAUUUUCUAGAUUUAAAAUACCUUACCUAACAUUGGUUACCUUUGUUUUUAUUAUUCUUUAAAGUCCAUGAGUAAUAAAACACAGUAAAUACUCCAGACAGUAAUUCAGUUUUAGUCCCAGAAUGCAAUAAAUGACUGUCUGUCACUUGAUUGGUGAUUGGAUAACUUUCCCAUUGAAAGACAGACAACCUUACCACUGGUUUUAGUAAUUGUGUUAAUGUGUUAAUGCUUUGAAAAGAUAUUAUAUAUAUAUAUGAACAUAUAAAGUGUGAAGUGAGUGACGAGUUAUUUAGCCAUCUGAACUGUGUUAUUUAUAAAAAAAAUGUUAAUGUUAUCUCUCUGUUGUUUUCUGUUUAUAAGUAGCCUGUUGUAGAUGCUACGUCACGCCAUGUCUUUGUGCAAUGCUAUUUAAAGUAUUCUUGCUAAUGUUCAUGAUUUGUGCAUCUGCAGAAUUGUACUCAGUGUGGGAUGUAACAGAUAUAAGAAGUAUGGUCUUCUGAAAUCCAGUGUUUUUUUCUGCAGCUAAAUGAAUAAAAGUGACCUUCAGCUUCCUUUUAA